ACUCACUCGCGAAAGCCAUGUCGUCUGCCAGGAACGACGUCAUACCCACUCCAUCACAUUGAACCCUCUUGUUCCCGGUCUGAGCACACCGACAACUACAUUCUCUACUACGAUGUCCUCUGAGCAAAGAUUCUGCGUCGCUCUACGCGGCGAGCGUAUCCUCACAAGUCCACGAUGGAACAAAGGCACCGCGUUCACCACCGCAGAGCGCAAUGCCUUUGGCCUAACUGGCCACCUCCCGUACCGCGUCAACACGCUCGACGAGCAAUGCCAGCGGGCUUACGACCAGCUCCAGUCGCACGAGACGCCGCUGCGGAAGAACACAUUCCUCCAGAGCUUGAGGGACCAGAAUUGGGUACUGUACUACGCGCUGAUUUCGAGGCAUCUGCAGGAGUUGACCCCGAUCAUAUACACGCCUACGGAGGCGGAGGCGAUAUCAAAGUAUUCGCACUUGUUCCGACGGAGCGAAGGGCUAUACCUGACGUUGCCUCACCAAGAGUCAAUGGAAGAAGACUUCCUAGAGCAAGCACAGGGCCGGGACGUCGAUCUGGUCGUCUGCUCUGACGCGGAGAUGAUUCUCGGGAUCGGUGACCAAGGCGUUGGGGGUAUCGGCAUUUCGACAGCAAAAGCAUCCAUAUACACUCUUCUAGCAGGCGUAGACCCCGCACGGACGCUGUCAGUGACCCUUGACGUUGGAACUGACAACGAGAAACUAUUGAAGGAUCCGCUCUAUGUGGGCUGGCCUCAUGAACGGGUCCGCGGAGAAGAAUACGAUCGAUUCGUUGAUAGAUUCGUGCAGUCUGUGCGGAAGCACUAUCCCCACAGCCUUCUCCACUUCGAGGACUUUGGUGUCAACAAUGCGAAACGAUUGCUCGAUACUUACGCAAAAAAGCACGCGGUGUUCAACGACGAUGUACAAGGCACUGGAGCGGUGACCCUCGCGACGAUCAUGGCCGCCGUCGGCGUAAUGAAAUCCAAGCUGUCAGACCAACGCAUCGUCAUCUUUGGCGCAGGCACUGCAGGACUCGGCAUCGCACGUCAGCUACGCGACGCGAUGGUCACUCUCGACGGGCUUUCCCCAUCCGACUCGAACCAGCGAUUCUGGCUGCUCGACCAGCACGGACUCGUCAAAGCCUCCCUCGGGCCCGACAAUGUCCGCUCGGGCCUCUCUGAUUUCGUGCGUGCGGACGAAGAAUGGGAGGGCGCCGCGGCGAACGAGCGCGGGGAGAUCGGGCUGCUCGAGGUUGUGCGCCGCGUGAAGCCGACGGUGCUCAUCGGAUGCUCAACGGUCGGCGGCGCGUUCGACGAGGCGGUCGUGCGCGAGAUGGCGCGGGGCACGGAGCGCCCGGUCAUCCUCCCGCUGUCGAACCCGACGAGCAAGCAUGAGUGCACGCCGGAGGACGCGAAGCGGUGGUCGGACGGGAAGGCGCUUCUCGCGACGGGCAGCCCGUUCCCCUCUGUCGAGCUCCCGGGCGGGAAGAAGUACAGGGUGGCGGAGUGUAAUAAUGCUCUGAUCUACCCUGGACUGGGAUUCGGUGCUAUACUGUCGAAGGCGCGGUCGUUGACGGAUAGUAUGAUCGUCGCGGGGGCACAGAGAUUAGCGUCCCUCGCGCCCGCGCUGAAUGACCCCGACGACGCGCUCCUACCGGACUUUGGGGACUCGCCGGAGAUCAACUACGAGGUGACUUGCGCUGUGGUAGAACGCGCUAUUGAGGAGGGUGCUGCGGCUGUGGAGUGGACGAAGGAGGAGGUAAGGGAGAAGGUGAGAGAAAGACAGUGGAAGCCAAUCUAUGGACGUUAUGAGUAUGAUGCAGACGGCGAACAGUAAUUCCUUAGUAAUUUCUCGUCGUCUAUGUGACGGAUUGGAUCGGUGUACUGCACUUCUGUAUGGCAUGCAUAUGGAACUGCCGUAGUGAGUGGACAGCAACUCGGGAGAAGGUCUAAUUGGAGGAAUUGAAGGAAUUCGAGGGAUGCAAGUCCCGUGAUCGCGACUGAUUUGUAGGCGCCG
Rhodofomes roseus is the source of this 2008-nucleotide messenger RNA. RefSeq lists its product as uncharacterized. Lineage: Eukaryota; Fungi; Basidiomycota; Agaricomycetes; Polyporales; Fomitopsidaceae. The record is from RefSeq and is a predicted model, not a curated record. Gene Ontology annotation, cellular component: mitochondrion. Gene Ontology annotation, biological process: malate metabolic process; pyruvate metabolic process. The coding region runs from base 113 to 1828 and encodes 571 amino acids. The transcript is spliced from 9 exons. Gene Ontology annotation, molecular function: malate dehydrogenase (decarboxylating) (NAD+) activity; NAD binding.